AUUAGCAAGACUGAAUGUUCAAGUGCUAGUGUAAGAAAGCUUAGACAGACUUUCAGUCCCAACAAAAUGAUUUUGCUGAAAGUUAUUUAUUUAUGCAUAGCGUUAUUGAUCAGUCCAUAUUACACAAACUCUUUUCCCGAUGUUCCGAGCACGUACGUCAACCAAAAAUGCAUAGAGGAAGCUAAAAAGUUUGUUGUACCAAAAGUUCCACUGGCGUACAACAGUGCACUGUUUUGCAUGUAUCAAAACCUUCAGGUUUUGCAAGAUAUGUCGUCGCUGAGUUUGGCUUUGACGACACCCCACACAGGAAGGUCAAUUUGCAAGAUUGACGUCCACUGGUUCAAUAAUAGAACUAAGAAGGUCAAUAUGUCUAUAUCUGAUACUGAUUUGAAGGGAAACUGCACUCCGCGGAACACUACAGAUAUUGUGGAGGCUGUUGAAGACCCCAGGACCAAUCAACUUUCAAUAUUAAAAAUGCCACGAAAAAUAGGAAUGUCUAAGAUAUUUUUUAGAAAUGAAAGCGCCCGACUCCUUUUUACGGACUACAAGACAUGUUUAAUUUUAAUCACUGUGUUCUUCCACAAUGUUAAAUAUUGCGAACUUUUCGUUGCAAGUACAAAUUCCAAUAAUAUGCAUUAUACGCAAUGUCACUCAAUUUACCGGAUAUACUGCGGGUACGGACGGCCUACACGAGAUGAAUGGCCGAACCCCGCCAAAUACUCAAGUGAUUAUGCGUUCUUAGUUGAAUUGCAUAGUCUUCGGUUAUUGGUUGAACACAGAGAUCCUUUAAAAGAGAACACACUUUUCAUGAACGAAUUUCAGGUGAUCCCGGAGGUUUUGUACCGCAUUCCUGAGGCGAACGUAUACGCUUCAACAUACGAAAAAACAAAACCAAGACUAUGUGGAAUACAAGCUUACAAGAUAACACCUGAUCAGGCGGAGUUGGAGCUCAAAAUGAUAACUUCUGGCGGAAAUACAAGUAUGGAGGGAGUACGCAAAUUUCGUUCGGACGAGAAUGCAAUUUCUCCAACCCAAAUCAAUCUUCUGGAUCAAUAUGGUCUGCGACGGGUGUUACUGUCCAAUUUCAAUAACUGCUACGUAUUGAAGAAAGUUGAGAGCAACAGAAACUCGGCUCAUUUCUGUGAGUUCUUUGUUAAGAAUAAUACAAACCCAACCACUGACCUGGACGAAUGUUGGCUUAUAUUCCUCGCAUACUGUGGAUACCCGAAGGCUUUUUACAAGGAAACAAGCUGUUACUCUUGAACUAUUGCCUAAUAUCUAGACACUGAAAACCUCAACGUGAAGACACCACUCUCCAAGACGCACCAAAACGCACUUGGUAACGGUUAUGAUAUUUAAACAGCAUUGAUCUUUCUGAUUCUGACAUAGAUCUUGCAUGAAAAUAGGCUCUCUUAUGGUUUUCAGUCUUGCAAUGUUAUUUCGCAACGCUCUAAAAAAACAACGAGCUUAUAUGUAAAAAAUAAACUCAUCGUACUUAACGAUG
This is a messenger RNA of Ixodes scapularis (black-legged tick), 1504 nucleotides long. RefSeq lists its product as uncharacterized. The transcript is spliced from 10 exons. Gene Ontology annotation, biological process: symbiont-mediated perturbation of host defenses. Gene Ontology annotation, molecular function: amine binding. The coding region runs from base 67 to 1263 and encodes 398 amino acids. The record is from RefSeq and is a predicted model, not a curated record. Lineage: Eukaryota; Metazoa; Arthropoda; Arachnida; Ixodida; Ixodidae.